AGUCCCACAACCUUAGAAUAAACAAUAAAACCAACCUCUCAUUCUUGCAUACUUUGUUGCUUUAUUUUUCUGAUUUAAUGGCUAUAAGGUUUUCUCUUUUCUCACCUCCUCUUCUACCUCUACAUCACCCUGCUUCACUAAAACGGCCAAGAAACUGUAGACUGGUGAUGUGUGCCGGCAAUCAUCAUAUCUCAUCAUCAGUUCAUCUUCGGAUCAAAUCAUCUGAUCAUCACAGGACAAAGGUGUUUGAAGAUAGAUCGGCUGGUAUUGUUUGCUAUAAAGAUGAAAAUGGGGAGAUAACAUGUGAAGGGUACGAUGAGGGUCCUCGUUUUCAUCAGCAGAUAUCAAGAUUUACUUGUAAUUCAAGGGACGUUGAGAUUAUCGACAUGCUUCAAAGAUGUUGGCUUCAUGUGGGUGAUGAGAAUGAGUUGAGCGGUGCAGACAAAGGGGUAGCAGAACACAAGGAUUUUAACCGUAAUGGAUUCAACAAAUUCUGUUAAGUAAAAGCUAGUGUCGGCUUCAGACAACAUAUACUGAUGUAGAUGUUGGGAUGUAUACUUAACAAGAAUUCUUUUCUCUCUAGAAUCUCCAGUGUGAAUAAUAAGAAGUCCGCAAUUGUCCACAGCAGUA
Molecule: messenger RNA, 630 nt
Organism: Sesamum indicum (sesame)
Lineage: Eukaryota; Viridiplantae; Streptophyta; Magnoliopsida; Lamiales; Pedaliaceae
Product: LL-diaminopimelate aminotransferase
Source: RefSeq, a predicted model, not a curated record